AUGAACAAAGAUAUUGGAACUCCAUUUGAAAAUCAGAAAGAGAGCACUUAUUUACUUUACAUGGCUGCCAGUCAGAUGUUGGAUUUUAUUGAACAGAAAUUUCAUCCAGGUGUUGUUGAGAAAAAGCUGAAUGAAAUGGAUGACAUACCCUUCUAUUUUGAAACGAAGUACAAGAUGCUUUUGCAAUUUUCAAGAUUUUCCAACUACCUCAAUCUGAUGGAUGUAUAUGUCAGGGAUGAAUACAAAUUAAAGAAAAUGAAGAAGAAGAAUUCACUUGAUCGGAUGAUGAUAAAGCAUAAUCUUUAUGAAAAAUUGAUGAAUUUACAUGAAAGCUACAAAGAAGCUACUUCAAAACUACAGCACCUUCUUGAAAAUUCAUCCAAGAAAUCCAUCCAAAAAGAAAUAGAUGAAGAACUGAAAAGUUGUCAAAAUUUAGUAGUGUUUUCAGAUCAGUUGAUUCAAGAAUCUACAACAAGCUGGAGGAUAAAAGCAGUAGGAGGAUGA
Puccinia graminis f. sp. tritici CRL 75-36-700-3 is the source of this 504-nucleotide messenger RNA. RefSeq lists its product as uncharacterized. NCBI's taxonomy places the organism in Eukaryota, Fungi, Basidiomycota, Pucciniomycetes, Pucciniales, Pucciniaceae. The transcript has 2 exons. The record is from RefSeq and is a predicted model, not a curated record. Bases 1 to 504 code for a protein of 167 amino acids.